This is a messenger RNA of Mesocricetus auratus (golden hamster), 2403 nucleotides long. It is a transcript of the gene Pou1f1, whose product is annotated as POU class 1 homeobox 1. Gene Ontology annotation, biological process: regulation of transcription by RNA polymerase II. Gene Ontology annotation, molecular function: RNA polymerase II cis-regulatory region sequence-specific DNA binding; DNA-binding transcription factor activity, RNA polymerase II-specific. NCBI's taxonomy places the organism in Eukaryota, Metazoa, Chordata, Mammalia, Rodentia, Cricetidae. The transcript has 6 exons. Bases 1 to 954 code for a protein of 317 amino acids. The record is from RefSeq and is a predicted model, not a curated record.
AUGAGUUGCCAAUCUUUCACUUCGGCUGAUACAUUUAUACCUCUGAAUUCUGACGCUUCUGCAACUCUGCCUCUGAUAAUGCAUCACAGUGCCGCUGAGUGUCUCCCAGUCUCCAACCAUGCCACCAACGUGAUGUCUACAGUCCCGUCUAUUUUGUCUUUGAUCCAAACUCCUAAAUGUUUGCACACGUAUUUCUCGGUGACAACUAUGGGAAAUACAGCGACAGGACUUCAUUAUUCUGUGCCUUCCUGUCAUUAUGGAAACCAGCCAUCCACCUAUGGAGUGAUGGCAGGUAGUUUAACCCCUUGUCUUUACAAGUUCCCAGAUCACACUCUGACUCAUGGGUUCCCUGCCCUGCACCAGCCUCUCCUGGCUGAGGACCCCACAACCUCUGAAUUCAAGCAGGAACUCAGGCGGAAAAGUAAAUUGGUUGAAGAGCCAAUAGACAUGGAUUCGCCAGAAAUCCGAGAACUUGAGCAAUUUGCCAACGAGUUUAAAGUGAGAAGAAUUAAAUUAGGAUACACCCAGACAAACGUGGGCGAAGCUCUGGCAGCUGUGCAUGGCUCAGAAUUCAGCCAAACAACCAUCUGCCGAUUUGAAAACUUGCAGCUCAGUUUCAAAAAUGCAUGUAAACUGAAAGCAAUAUUAUCCAAGUGGCUGGAGGAAGCCGAGCAAGUCGGAGCUUUGUACAAUGAAAAAGUGGGAGCGAAUGAGAGGAAAAGGAAGCGGAGAACAACUAUCAGUAUUGCCGCUAAGGAUGCCCUGGAGAGGCACUUCGGACAGCAGAGCAAGCCUUCCUCUCAGGACAUCAUGCGGAUGGCUGAAGAACUUAACCUUGAGAAAGAAGUAGUCAGAGUCUGGUUUUGCAACCGAAGGCAGCGAGAGAAACGGGUGAAAACCAGUCUGAACCAAAGUCUCUUCUCGAUUUCGAAGGAGCAUCUCGAGUGCAGAUAAGACUUGCCUGUGGUGGCCGUUUACGUGUUUUCCACUCCUCUCAGUUUGCAGGCAAAAUCAGGAGUUACUCACGCGCUUAGCUUCAAACACUAGAUUAAAUCAGUAACUUCGGCAGUUUUUUAAAGACUCAAUGACUUAAGCUGAGAUAUUUAAUUGUUCUUAGAAUUCAGUGUUUAUUUGCAUCCUCCCAUCCCCAGGACCUCAUCUAUUCUGCCUCUUCAUGUAACACACACAACUAUGGGGUGGGACAGCAUAUAUGUAUCUUAGCUUUAGUGUAAAAUUUCCCUUUGUAAGUCAAUUUAUUUUGUUUUAAAUUUUUAACAAGUAAGGACAAAUAUUUAUAGAAUAUCAACCAUGGAAAGUACACAUUGAGAAUGUAUCGACAUGCUUGGAGAGCUGGCUCAGUGGUUAAGAGCGAUUGUUGGUUUCCCAGAGAGCCGGGGUUAGACACCGUUUCCACAGGAGUCCAAUAGCUCUUCUAGCCUUCAUGGGCACCAGGCAUGUACGAACACACACGUAGGCAAAAAUCCCACACACACAAAGUAAAAAUAAAUUUAAAAAUGAAAAAGUAUGUUGGUUUUUAUUAGGUAUUCCACUAACCCUAAAGAUUUCUUGAGUAAAUUUUGAAGAGCAAGAGGUGACUAAGAAUUUUACCAUUGCCUUCAAAAAUAAUCUUCAGUUAGAACCCACUGAUACCUUUGAAGUUAUCAUGUAGGACUGGUUCCUAAACAAACGUCAUUUUGAAAGAUUUGAAGGAACACUGAGGCAUGAUGUCUAUAUUCUUUCAUAAACAUUAACUUUAUUCUGUUCUGCUCCGGAAAAUGUAAAAGCUGGGAGCUUAAGCCCAGUGACAGAGUAAUCCCAGUAUGUUUCAGAUACUGGGAUCAGUCCUGAUAACAACUGAAAUUGGAAAACAAAAAUAUAUUUAGUGACUCCCGACCUCUGUCUUUUGUCUGUAAUCUCUAACGGGGCAAGAAUACCCAUGUCAUUUACUGUUAUUUCCCCGGUGACAAGAAAAGUGCUGGCUUAUACCAGGUAUCUCUAAACUGGGCUAAAGGGAUGGGAUGUAUAAUGAAAGGCUACAAAUAUGAAGGGUGCCAGCCAACUUGAAAAAUGUUAUUUCUGAAGUCUCAGUGUGGAAACGCACUUAAGGUCCUUUAACAAUGUGUCAAUUUUGGUGUCAAUGGUUACAACAUGCUUUAUUAUUAGUAAAAGUUGGAAAUAUUGACUUUUCAAUUCUCAGGAUUAUAACAAGGAGGAUAUUUGUCGAUUCAGAAACUUGUAAGUAGAAGCAACUAAUGUGGUACAAAUCUAGACUAGCCACUGUGGUGUUUUGAAUGUCAGUCCUCUGGCAAUAAAAUCUAAUCUAUUCUGUGUAACAGGAGUGAACUUAGGUGAGAAUUUAAUGGUUAAGCAUACUAGCCAAAUAAAUUAUACCAUCCAAUGUCA